Cariama cristata (Red-legged seriema) is the source of this 5287-nucleotide messenger RNA. Its product is annotated as otoferlin-like. Gene Ontology annotation, cellular component: presynaptic active zone membrane; synaptic vesicle membrane. The record is from RefSeq and is a predicted model, not a curated record. Gene Ontology annotation, molecular function: calcium ion binding; AP-2 adaptor complex binding. Lineage: Eukaryota; Metazoa; Chordata; Aves; Cariamiformes; Cariamidae. Gene Ontology annotation, biological process: synaptic vesicle priming; plasma membrane organization.
AGCUGGGAAAGGAGUUUUUUCAGCCAUGAAGCUUGGCAAGACGCGCCCGACAAAGGAUGACCAUCGGAAACAAGAUGAACCCGCUGUUUUGGAGGCAGAAGACCUGGACCGAAAAGCCAUGAGACAGGGAUGUGGACUGGAGCCAGACACCAUCUCCCUGGCCUCCGUCACAGCUGUCACCACCAAUGUCUCGAAUAAGAGGUCCAAGCCUGACAUCAAAAUGGAGCCGAGUGCUGGGAGGCCAAUGGAUUACCAGGUCAGCAUCACCGUCAUCGAGGCCAGGCAGCUUGUUGGGCUCAACAUGGACCCUGUGGUCUGCGUGGAGGUUGGAGAGGAAAAGAAAUACACGUCCAUGAAGGAAUCGACCAAUUGCCCUUACUACAAUGAGUACUUCGUCUUCGAUUUCCACGUCCCCCCAGAUGUCAUGUUCGACAAGAUCAUCAAGCUGUCUGUGAUCCACUCAAAAAACCUUCUGCGCAGUGGGACUUUGGUGGGCUCCUUCAAGAUGGACGUCGGAACUGUUUAUACCCAACCUGAGCACCAGUUCUACCACAAAUGGGCCAUCCUUUCUGACCCUGAGGAUCUCACCGCUGGGCUGAAGGGUUACCUGAAGUGUGGGAAAGGGGACAACAUCAAGACACCACACAAAGCCAACGAGACAGACGAGGAUGAUAUCGAAGGGAACCUCCUCCUCCCAGAUGGAGUCCCUCCGGAGAGGCAGUGGGCUCGUUUCUACAUCAAGAUCUAUCGAGCAGAGGGGCUGCCCCGUAUGAACACCAGCAUCAUGGCCAACGUGAAGAAGGCUCUCAUUGGGGAGAACAAGGACUUGGUAGACCCCUACGUGCAGGUGGUCUUUGCAGGGCAGAAGGGAAAGACAUCCAUACAAAAAAGCAGCUAUGAACCUCUCUGGAAUGAGCAAAUAAUCUUCACGGAAAUGUUCCCCCCGUUGUGCAAGCGGAUAAAGAUCCAGAUCCGAGACUCAGACAAAGUCAACGAUGUGGCCAUUGGUACCCAUUUCAUUGAUUUGCGGAAGAUCUCUAACGAGGGAGACAAAGGCUUCCUGCCCACCUUUGGCCCCGCGUGGGUGAACAUGUACGGCUCCACUCGGAACUACACCCUGAUGGACGAGCACCAAGAGCUGAACGAGGGUCUGGGCGAAGGCGUCUCCUUCCGGGCCAGGCUUUUGAUGAGCCUUGGCGUGGAGAUCUUGGACACCAGCAACCCGGAGAUCAACAGUUCCACCGAGGUGCAAGUCGAGCAGGCCACCUCAAUUGCUGAUAACUGCACUGGGAAGAUGGAAGAGUUCUUUCUCUUUGGAGCCUUCCUGGAAGCUACCAUGAUCGACAGGAAGAUUGGCGACAAACCCAUCAACUUCGAGGUCACAAUAGGUAACUAUGGGAACCAGAUUGACGGCAUGACCAAACCCAUCCUACGGAGGAAGAAAGAGGGAGGGGAUGGUGAUGAGGAGGAAUCCGAGCUGCUCCAGAACUCAAGUGAGGAUGAAGGUGAUGAGGAUGGAGAGAUGGUCUCUGUUUCUUCAUCUCAACCCGUGAAGCCCCUGGUCACAGACAGGAACUACUUCCACCUGCCGUACUUUGAGAAGAAGCCUUGCAUCUAUAUCAAGAGCUGGUGGCAGGACCAGCGCCGCAGAUUGUAUAAUGCCAACAUCAUGGACAAGAUUGCGGACAAGCUGGAGGAAGGGCUCAACGACGUGCAGGAAAUGAUCAAGACGGAGAAGCCGCACCCUGAGCGCCGGCUCCGAGGGGUCCUGGAGGAGCUGAGCAGUGGGUGCUUGCGCUUCGUGACGUUGGCUGACAAGGACCAGCACCACUCUUCCCGCACGAGGCUGGACCGGGAGAGACUCAAAUCCUGCAUGCGGGAGCUGGAGAACAUGGGGCAGCAAGCCGCGACUCUGCGGUCACAGGUGAAGAAGAACACCAUGAAAGACAAGCUGAAGCUGGUGCAAAACUUCCUGCAGAAACUCCGGUUCUUGGCAGACGAGCCCCAGCACACUAUUCCCGACAUCUUCAUCUGGAUGAUGAGCAACAACAAGCGCAUUGCCUACGCCCGCAUCCCUUCCAAGGAUAUCCUCUACUCCAUCGUGGACGAGGAGAUGGGCAAGGACUGCGCCAAAGUGAAGACCAUCUUCCUCAAGCUACCUGGAAAGAGGGGCUUUGGACCUGCUGGCUGGACAGUUCAGGCCAAGAUGGAGAUGUACUUGUGGUUGGGCCUCAACAAACAGCGCAAAGACUUCUUGAGUGGCCUGCCCUGUGGCUUCAAGGAGAAGAAGACCGCCAGAGGCCAAAACCUGCCAUCCUUCCCACCCAUCAGCCUCCUUUACACCAAGAAGCAGGUUUUCCAGCUGCGAGCCCACAUGUACCAAGCCAGGAGUUUAUUUGCAGCCGACAGCAGCGGCCUUUCGGACCCCUUUGCACGAGUCUUCUUCAUCUCCCAGAGCCAAUGCACCGAGGUUCUCAACGAGACCCUUUGCCCAACCUGGGACCAGCUGCUGGUCUUUGACAACGUGGAGCUGUACGGAGAAGCUCAUGAGAUGCGGGAUGACCCUCCCAUAAUUGUCAUUGAGAUCUACGACCAGGACACAGUGGGCAAAGCUGACUUCAUGGGCCGCACCUUUGCCAAACCGGUGGUGAAGAUGUCAGAUGAGCACUACUGCCCUCCCCGCUUCCCCCCGCAGCUGGAGUACUACCAGAUCUACCGGGGAAACUCCACAGCGGGCGACCUGCUGGCUGCCUUCGAGCUGCUCCAGAUUGGCCCUGGGGGAAAGUCAGACCUGCCGCCAAUCGACGGCCCCACCGACAUGGACCGGGGCCCCAUCCUGCCGGUGCCACUGGGGAUUCGGCCAGUACUGAGUAAAUACAGAGUGGAGAUCUUGUUUUGGGGGCUCAGGGAUCUGAAGAGAGUGAACCUGGCUCAGGUAGACCGGCCCCGUGUGGACAUUGAGUGUGCUGGGAAGGGGGUGCAGUCAGCCCUCAUCCAGAACUACAAGAAAAACCCCAACUUCAGCACUUUGGUCAAGUGGUUCGAAGUGGACCUCCCGGAGAAUGAGCUGCUCCAUCCACCCCUCAACAUCCGGGUGGUGGACUGCCGGGCCUUUGGGCGUUACACCUUGGUGGGGUCCCACGCUGUCAGCUCCCUCCGAAAGUUCAUCUACCGCCCACCGGAUAAGAAAGCCCAGCACUGGAAUAUGACAGCUAAGCACCUCAACGGCUAUCUGGCCAUGACCAACAGGGCCCAUCGCUCUCGCCCCACAGGGGAGAUUGUUGUCAAUAUGGAACCUGAGGUUCCCAUCAAGAAGAUGGAGACGAUGGUGAAGCUGGAAGCUAACUCGGACGCAGUGGUGAAGGUGGAUGUGACUGAGGAAGAGAAGGAGAAAAAGAAAAAGAAGAAGAAAGGAGGAGGAGGAGGGGAGGAAGUAGAAGAGGAGGAGCCGGACGAGAGCAUGCUGGACUGGUGGUCCAAGUACUUUGCUUCGAUUGAGACUAUGAAGGAGCAACUCCGGCAGCAGGAAGCAGCCGCGGCAGAAGCGGAGGAGAAGGAAGAAAUGGAGAUUGCAGAGGGCUCCAAGGGUCAGGCAAAGAACAAGGAGAAGUCCAAGGCACCCAAAGACGAUAAGAAAAAGAAGCAACAGUCAGCCCCUGAGCUUCCCGAGAAGAAGAACAAGCAGAAGAUUGACGAACUGAAGGUCUUCAAUAAAGAGCUGGAAACAGAGUUUGAUAACUUUGAGGACUGGCUGCACACCUUCAACCUGCUCCGUGGGAAGAUCGGGGACAACGAUGACAAUGCAACAGAAGAGGAGCGAAUAGUGGGGAGGUUCAAAGGCUCCAUGUGUGUCUACAAAGUGCCGCUCCCUGAUGAUAUCACCAAGGAGGCAGGAUACGACCCCAACUUCGGCAUGUUCCAGGGAAUCCCCAGCAACGACCCCAUCAAUGUGCUGGUCCGAGUCUAUAUUGUGCGGGCCACAGACCUUCACCCAGCUGACAUCAAUGGGAAAGCUGACCCUUAUAUUGCCAUCAAGCUGGGGAAGACGGACAUCAAAGACAAGGAGAACUACAUCUCCAAGCAGUUGAACCCUGUCUUCGGAAAAUCCUUUGACAUCGAGGCCACCUUCCCCAUGGAGUCGAUGCUGACGGUGUCGGUGUACGACUGGGAUUUGGUGGGGACCGACGACCUCAUCGGAGAGACCAAGAUUGAUCUGGAGAACCGCUACUACAGCAAGCACCGAGCUACUUGUGGGGUGUCACAGACUUACUCCAUACAUGGUUAUAAUACCUGGCGUGACCCCAUGAAGCCCUCCCAAAUCCUGUCCAAGCUGUGCAAAGAGGGCAAGGUGGAUGGGCCGCACUUUGGGCCAGGAGGAAGAGUGAAAGUUGCCAACAGGGUCUUCACCGGCCCCACGGAGAUUGAGGAUGAAAAUGGUCAGAAGAAGCAGACGGAUGAACACCUGGCCCUGACCGUGCUGCGCCACUGGGAAGACAUCCCACGGGCAGGCUGCAAGCUGGUCCCUGAGCACGUGGAGAUCCCUGACAAACCGGGCAUCGAGCAGGGUCGCCUGGAGAUGUGGGUGGACAUGUUCCCCAUGGACAUGCCAGCGCCUGGCCCUGCCAUUGAUAUUUCUCCCAGGAAACCAAAGAAAUAUGAGCUUAGAGUGAUAGUGUGGAACACAGACGAGGUCAUCCUGGAGGACGAUGACUACUUCACUGGCGAGAAAUCCAGUGACAUUUUUGUCAGGGGGUGGUUGAAGGGUCAGCAGGAGGACAAGCAAGACACGGACGUCCAUUACCACUCACUCACUGGUGAAGGCAACUUCAACUGGCGCUACAUCUUCCCCUUUGACUACCUGAUGGCGGAGGAGAAGAUCGUCAUCUCCAAGAAGGAGUCCAUGUUCUCCUGGGAUGAGACCGAGUACAAGAUCCCAGCUCGCCUCACCCUGCAGGUCUGGGAUGCUGACCACUUCUCGGCCGAUGAUUUCCUCGGUAAGCGGGGGGGGAAAGUCGAGGCUGAACUGCACCUUCUGACGGCAGAGGAGGCAGAGAAAUCCCCCGCGGGGCUGGCUCGCAACGAGCCUGAUCCACUGGAGAAACCCAACCGCCCGGACACGUCCUUCAUCUGGUUCCUGAACCCGCUCAAGUCCAUCAAAUACCUCAUCUGCACGCGCUACAAGUGGCUCAUCAUCAAAAUCGUGCUGGCCCUCUUGCUCCUCAUCAUGAUCGCCCUCUUCCUCUACAGCAUGCCAGGCUACAUGGUCAAGAAGCUGCUGGGAGCGUGA